This is a messenger RNA of Tripterygium wilfordii, 1027 nucleotides long. RefSeq names its product oil body-associated protein 2B-like. The coding region runs from base 61 to 801 and encodes 246 amino acids. Lineage: Eukaryota; Viridiplantae; Streptophyta; Magnoliopsida; Celastrales; Celastraceae. The record is from RefSeq and is a predicted model, not a curated record. The transcript is spliced from 4 exons.
CAAUCGAAAAAGCACAUAGACAAACAAACAAACAAACCGAUCGAAGUUUUGGACGUCAACAUGUCUUCGACUGACCAGCCACCACCAUCUCAUCUUGGCUCCGGCGGAGAUCUACAGCCGCUAGGGAAGCCAAUGUCGAUCGAGCAGCACUUGUUGGACAAAGGAGCCGCUAUGUUGCAGUCGCUGAAGCCAGUGAAGCAAAUAAGCCAACACGCUUGCACCUUCGCUCUUUAUAGCCACGACAUGACCCGACAGAUCGAGACUCACCACUACAUCACCAGAAUCAACCAGGAUUUUCUCCAGUGCGCCGUCUACGACUCCGACGAGUCCAAUGGCCGUCUCAUAGGGGUGGAAUAUAUAGUCUCUGAUCGAAUAUUCGAAGGAUUGCCACCGGAGGAGCAAAAACUGUGGCACUCUCAUGCUUAUGAGAUCAAGUCAGCACUCUGGAUUAAUCCGCGAGCUCCAGAGAUGGUGGUGAAGCCAGAGCUCCAAAAUUUGACCAAAACAUAUGGCAAGUUUUGGUGUACAUGGCAAACAGAUAGAGGUGAUCGGCUUCCGCUGGGUCCUCCGGCACUAAUGAUGUCUCCACAAGCUGUGAGUUUGGGCAUGGUGAAGCCGGAUUUGGUUUUAAAGAGAGAUGCCAAGUACGGCAUAUCAACAGAGGCUAUUAGGGACUCGAGAGUGGAGUUUGAAGAGCCGGAGUGGAUUAACCCGAAUGCGGAUUACUGGAAGCAGCAUGGGAAGGGCUUUGUGGUCGACAUUGAGCCAACUGAGAUGAAGAAGAUUGCUCCAUUUCCAUGAACCCUGUUUCAAUCAGCUUCAUAUGUGAUAAUACAUCUCUUCGUUGGUUGACGGAAGCUGAUGAAUAUAUACAUACAUACAUACAUAUAUACAUGUUAUUUGUUUGUUUAUGCUGCAAAUUUAUAUGUAUAGAUGUUUCCCUUUAUACUUUAUGGUUCUAUAUGCAAGUGAUUGCGGCAUUUCAUCGAACACUUGGAGAACAAUUGAAACUUGAACCAACUGACGU